Messenger RNA from Rotaria sp. Silwood2, 516 nucleotides. NCBI's taxonomy places the organism in Eukaryota, Metazoa, Rotifera, Eurotatoria, Philodinida, Philodinidae. The record is from the annotation of a GenBank genome assembly.
AUGUUCAAUCAUUUUGAUAUUGGAGUUCUAAAUCCUUUAACAUGGCCAAGAAGAAUUAUUGUCAACACCGUUUCCGCAUUCAGUGAUCAAAAAGAGGGCAUUUGGCUUGGUAAGAAGUCAUUAAAAAAUUCACGAAUUGGUUGUACAGUAGCUCCUGGAUUUGAUUUAUUUCAUUGGUCAAUAAUGAUCAAUGGACAUCUUUAUGAAAUAACAGUAGAUGAAAAAGAAAGUGCAAAAGCAAAUGGUGCAUACAAUACAACUGAAGACCAAGAUUAUAUAAAUCGCUUUGAAUGGAUUCGAUUAAUUGGAAAUUCAACAAAAACUCACUCUGAAUUGAUUGUAAAAUGUAACAGAUCUACAAAGUCUUAUUUUCUGGUCCCGUACGAGUUAGGAAUGGUAAAUGAUAAAAUGAACUGUCAACAAUUUGUGCAUAUGCUUUAUGCUUAUGCUUGUGAUAUAACUGUACUUCAAGCUACAAUUAAUACUAACAUAGUAUCCGGGAAUAUAUUACUUUAG